AUGGCUAGCUACUUGCGGAGCUACAUAGAGAGCGUGGCGGAUGUGCCGCUGGAGCUGCAGCGCCAGUUUGGGCUCAUGCGGGAGCUGGACGAGCGGUCCUACCGCCUACAGCAGCAGGUUGACACCGACAUGUUGCAGCAGCUCAAGCCGCUGCACUCGCCCACCAAGCGGCAGAAGGCGGCUGCCAGCGGCGCGGCGGCGGCGGCGGCGGCGGAGCGCGAGUGCGCCGAGCGCAUCGAGGGCAACAUGAACGAGCUGGUGAAGCUGAGCGACGAGAAGCUCAACAUAGCCACGCAGAUCUACGACUACAUCGACCGCCACAUCACCAAGCUGGAUAAAGACUGCAAGGCAUUCGACGCAGGCACGGGGCGCAGGCUGCCGCUGCCUUCUCGCCCCCAGAUAGCCAAGGAGCGGCAGCGGCUGGGCAUGCCCCCUGUGGAGCCCACCAUUGGCGGCGCCAGCAGCGGGGUGGACAGCGGCAAGCGCAAGCGCAAGGACGGCGAGCAGCGCAAGCUGACGCCCGAGGAGCAGUACCAGCAAGCGCUGGCCAUGGCGGACCCCAGCGAGCCCAAGUACUGCCACUGCCAGCGCAUCUCGUUCGGGGAGAUGAUUGCCUGCGAGAACCCGGACUGCCCCUACGAGUGGUUCCACUUUGACUGCGUGGGGCUCACAGAGGAGAACCGGCCAAAGGGCAAAUGGUACUGCAAAGACUGUCGAAAGGUGUUGGGCAAGAAGUGA
Molecule: messenger RNA, 738 nt
Organism: Chlorella variabilis
Lineage: Eukaryota; Viridiplantae; Chlorophyta; Trebouxiophyceae; Chlorellales; Chlorellaceae
Exons: 8
Coding region: 1-738 (245 amino acids)
Source: RefSeq, a predicted model, not a curated record